CGGGGACUGGGGAGAGGGGCGUCAGAAAUCAGCAUCAUCAGUUUCACAGAUCCAGAGGGAAAGGCGCGUACGCUAUCUGGAGUUUCAGGCUUUGAGCAAUGAUGAAGUUAAAUUGAAUGUCCUCGGCUAAUCGCCGCAGUCCACAAGAGAGGGAGAUAGAGCGAGAGAGUAGUUCAGGCACCCAAGUGUAUGCCAUCCGGUCGCUGUGACGCUCCCUUUCUCCUGGUGAUCCUUUUCCCGGUUGUUUCUUUUAGUUGGUAUCCAUUAAUCCUAAGACGUCGAGGUUAUAUUGAGGAAUAAUUGCUUUAGGGAGGAGGGUCGUGGACCUCGUGGUGCUUUCUUGUUGAUUUUCGCGGAAGCUUGAGUUUGGUUUCUGCUGAUGUUUCGUUUCGGAGGGGCAGGGGAAGAGCUUAUGGUUUCUGAUACUCUUUAGAAGCGUCUUUGUUAGCCUUGGUGUUUCUGGGUUUUGAUUUUUAGGUGCAGUGAACGUUUUCUCUUUUCACAUGUGAGUGGUCUUUGGGCAUGUGGUUGAUUAUUUCUGGAGUUCCGUCUAUCGGAAUGAUCCUUGGUGGAUGGUGACCAGGGGGGAACGUAUCCAUCCAUUCUGGGAGUUCAUUCUGAAUGUUAUCGAUGACGAAGAGGGGGAAGACGGAUUCGCAGGCUCCGAAGAGGUUGAAAUCGUCUCACAUUUUGGUGGCCUUGGGCGUAUUGUACUUGGUCUUCGUCUCGCUCAAGUUCCACCGCUUCCUUGAGGUUGCUUCGACGUUGAGCGCAGAUGGUUUAGCUGGAUCAUAUUGGUCGGCGAGUGUAGGAUCUGAGGACGAUGACCAUAGCACGUCUGUCUUCCAUUCGAUUCACGAGGAUAGCUUUCACAGGAAGUUGGAAGAUAGCCAGCGUGAGAACGUCCCACAGAGGCCUCGGAUGCAGCCGCUUAAGGUAUUGGGAGAAGGGAUGCAACACACCAUGACGCUCCAACACAGAUACGGCAGGAUAUCGUCGGAGAUCAUGAAGGGGAUGAACGAAACCAGUAAUUGGUCUGAGCUGGAGAGGAUGGCUAACGAUGCAUGGGCGAUUGGGCUUAAGGCAUGGGAAGAAACUGAAAGGUUUUCACUUGAGGGACUCAAUUGGACGAUAGAUCAAGAGAACAGCCGGAAGCCUGAAUCUUGUCCGUCUUCUAUAUCAUUGGACAAAGAUGAAUGGGAAAGAGCAAACAAUGUCAUGCUUCUUCCUUGCGGUUUGGCUGCUGGUUCCUCUAUAACUGUAGUUGGAAGGCCUCAUCUCGCUCAUGAGGAACUUGUUGCCCUGGAAGGCACAGCUAAUGGAGUGUCCUCUGUUUUAGUUUCUCAGUUUAUGCUUGAAUUAAGAGGAUUGAGGGCUGUUGACGGUGAGGACCCUCCGCGAAUUUUGCACUUGAAUCCUAGACUGAAAGGGGAUUGGAGCAAAGUCCCUGUAAUUGAGCACAACACAUGCUACAGAAUGCAGUGGGGAACUGCCCAAAGGUGUGAUGGAUUGCAAUCAAAAGAAAAUGAUGACACUAUUGAUGGAUUUCCCAAGUGUGAGAAAUGGAUACGGAAUGAUAUCUCAUCCUUCGACUCAAAAGAGUCAAAGACAACCUGGUGGUUGAAACGAUUCAUAGGGCGUGCUAAGAAGCCAGCAAUGACUUGGCCUUUUCCUUUUGUUGAAGAUAGACUGUUUGUGUUAACUGUGCGUGCUGGGAUGGAAGGAUACCAUAUUAAUGUUGGUGGAAGGCAUGUGACUUCUUUCCCGUAUAGGACGGGGUUUGCUCUAGAAGAUGCAACUGGACUUGCAAUCAAUGGUGAUGUGGACGUGCAUUCAAUUUAUGCUACCUCUCUUCCUAUCUCUCAUCCAAGUUUCUCUCUACAGCAAGUGUUGGAAAUGUCAGAGAAGUGGAAAACUCCUCCUCUGCAUAGAACUUCUGUCCAUCUUUGUAUUGGAAUACUGUCUGCUACAAACCAUUUUGCAGAACGUAUGGCUAUAAGAAAAACUUGGAUGCAAUAUGAAGCCAUAAGGUCAUCUCGUGUUGUUGCACGUUUCUUUGUUGCAUUGAAUGGAAGGAAAGAGGUCAAUGCAUUGCUGAAGAUGGAAGCAGAGUAUUUUGGCGAUGUGGUGAUUCUUCCUUUCAUAGACCGCUAUGAGCUUGUGGUACUGAAAACUGUAGCCAUCUGUGAGUAUGGGGUGCACAACUUGUCUUCUGAAUACAUUAUGAAGUGUGACGAUGAUACCUUUGUGAGGGUGGAUACUGUAUUAAAGGAAAUCAAGAGCAUAUCUUCCAAGAGGCCACUCUACAUGGGAAACUUGAAUCUCUUCCACAAGCCUCUCCGUGUAGGAAAAUGGGCAGUUACUUUUGAGGAAUGGCCAGAAGAAGUAUAUCCACCCUAUGCGAAUGGACCUGGUUACAUAAUUUCAGGAGACAUUGCCAGAUUUGUUGUUUCUCGUCAUACCAACCGAAGUCUACGGUUGUUCAAGAUGGAGGAUGUCAGCAUGGGUUUGUGGGUUCAGGACUUCAACAGCUCAUCUAAUGUUCAAUAUUCCCACAACUGGAAGUUCUGUCAGUAUGGAUGCAUGGAGGACUAUUAUACGGCUCAUUAUCAAUCUCCUAGGCAGAUGAUCUGUCUGUGGGAUAAGUUGCAGAGAGGCAGAGCAAGGUGCUGCAACUUUAGAUGACAAUUGAACGUGGAAGAAUUUGCUCCUUGUGCACCACCAAGUGCUCUUCUAUUUAAACGUUCUGUCUGUGCCAUUAUUUUUUGCCUUUCCCCGUCUAUAUGGUCCAUCAACUUCAUCGGCACAGAAAGGUGUGCUUGUCUUCAUCUCUUCUACAGCCAGCUAACCAGGAGAAAUUUUCGGUUGUAAAGUAUAAAAUAUGUCAAUUCGUGAAUAUCCAUAUAUGCAGCCACUGAACUGCUGGUACGUUAUGUCAUGAUUGGUAAUGAUCAUUUUGGUCCAUUAUAUGUUUCA
Molecule: messenger RNA, 2976 nt
Organism: Nymphaea colorata (pocket water lily)
Lineage: Eukaryota; Viridiplantae; Streptophyta; Magnoliopsida; Nymphaeales; Nymphaeaceae
Product: hydroxyproline O-galactosyltransferase GALT2
Exons: 7
Coding region: 622-2685 (687 amino acids)
Cellular component (GO): Golgi membrane
Molecular function (GO): galactosyltransferase activity; carbohydrate binding
Source: RefSeq, a predicted model, not a curated record